CGUUUCUUCGGCUGCCGAGCACAGAUCACCGGAGCUGCACCCGUCAAUAUGAGGCUGUCUACGCUCGUCGCCGCUGCCUUCCUGGCCCUGCUCGUCGCCCAGACUACCGAUGGCUUCCUGACCAGCCUGGCCCUGCUGCCCAUAUCGGCGAUCACGAGCAUCGGGGGCAUCGCCGGCCUCAAGCUCGCUAUGGCCAUGAAGAUCCUCGACAUGCUCGGCUGGUUCAAAGUGAGUCGCUACGGAAUAGGUCUGCGGGCCGGCAUAGAAAGCAGCAAGCUGCCCGACCGAGUCGUCCCGCGCCCCAAGCCACAGGGCAUCUUCUCCGGCCCCACAAUCUCCGUACCGAUUGCUGCGUUGCCGUACUUCGUCGGGGGUGGCCUGCAGAAGCCCCUCUCCGUCCGGCUGCCCAUCAAGGACUUCAAGAUGCUCGCCAACGCCACGACCGACUUCGAUUCACCCAAGGUGAAGUUUUCGUCCAGCGGCUCUGCUAGCGUCAAUGGCAACAAGGGGUCCAUGCUCCAAGCAUCUUCGGCUCUCAAGAGCCCAUUUGUCAACCUGGAAGGAAAACACGCGGCAACUAUUCGAGGUCGACGCAGCAUCGAAGCCGACCCCAAGGUGAUCAAGGACGCUGUCAACCUCGUGCGAGAACUCGACACGAACCGCUGCAUCCUGCGCCUUUCCUGUGAGGUCAGCGCUGACGCUUCGGCCUACGGCUCGUACGGCCGCCGUGUGGCGUCCUUUAUGCGCAGUCUUGGACCCGUCGGCAAGGACUCCGCCUUCGUGGACUUCGAGAAGGCUUACCACAGGGGCAGGUCCAGUGGCCUUCCGGCCUGCAUCCAGACGUACUCCUCCUGCAAGGUGGACCUCCGCGCUCUGGUGGCCUUCGUACAGUCGACGUGAGGCACUUUCGCCACCUUGACGAUAUACACGUCAUAUGUAAAUAUUUUAAAUAGCACGACGAGACAACCACCACCCGUGUAAAUAGUCCAAAAUAAAAGGUUGGCA
Molecule: messenger RNA, 1005 nt
Organism: Rhipicephalus sanguineus (brown dog tick)
Lineage: Eukaryota; Metazoa; Arthropoda; Arachnida; Ixodida; Ixodidae
Exons: 2
Coding region: 49-900 (283 amino acids)
Source: RefSeq, a predicted model, not a curated record